Penicillium brasilianum is the source of this 2061-nucleotide messenger RNA. The record is from the annotation of a GenBank genome assembly. NCBI's taxonomy places the organism in Eukaryota, Fungi, Ascomycota, Eurotiomycetes, Eurotiales, Aspergillaceae.
GCUAAAGUUUCGCCUGACAGCAAUUCGCCAUGGUCGGGGCCAGUUCUUUCGAGAACCCCAUUUCGUGCCGGACCCGACCGGGAAUCAGGAUUCGCGAGUACUUCGCAUGUCGCUGGCACGGGGCGGGAAUGACAUUCCGUUCCUCCGCAGUGGAUCCCUUCAACGCGGAGAAGCCAGCAAUCAUGCCAAUGGCUGAAUUUACGCCUUGCUCUGACUGGUUCUCCGCUCCAGAAUGACAUGCGAGAUGAUCGUCAGUCUUGCCGGCGAUAGCCAGACGUGCAUAGCGGGAAGACGCCGCCCGCAGACUGUGCACUCAUAAGAGAGCUGCUUCCUGCCCCUCAUUCGUAACGACGAUAUCGAUUGUAUUUUUUUUUCCCCUCGUAUACUCUGGCCCGUCAUGACCCUUCAAACCCUCGCCAUCGCCGUUGUCACGGUGGUAUACCUCGUCAUCCGAUACUUCAACCGUACCGAUGUGCCCAAGAUCAAGGGUCUACCCGAGAUCCCUGGCGUUCCCAUCUUCGGCAACUUGCUGCAAUUAGGCGACCAGCACGCUCAAGUCACCGCUAAAUGGGCCAAGAAGUACGGCCCCGUCUUCCAGGUGCGAAUGGGUAACAGGCGCAUCGUGUUUGCCAAUAGUUUCGACUCGGUGCGACAGCUAUGGAUCAAGGACCAGUCUGCCCUCAUCUCCCGCCCGACUUUCCACACUUUCCACAGCGUUGUCUCAAGCUCGCAAGGAUUCACGAUCGGCACUUCUCCUUGGGACGAGUCCUGCAAGCGUCGCCGUAAGGCGGCGGCGACUGCUCUGAACCGCCCGGCCACUCAGUCAUAUAUGCCCAUUAUCGAUCUCGAGAGCAACUCCAGUAUCAAGGAGCUGUAUCGUGACAGCAAGAAUGGCACCGUGGACAUCAACCCCACCGCAUACUUCCAGCGGUUUGCUCUCAACACCAGUCUGACACUCAACUAUGGUCUCCGUAUCGAGGGUAAUGUGGAUGACCAGCUUCUCAAGGAAAUCGUCGAUGUCGAGCGUGGCGUCUCCAACUUUCGCAGUACCUCGAACCAAUGGCAGGACUACAUCCCGUUGCUGCGCAUCUUCCCCAAGACGAACACCGAGGCCGAGUCAUUCCGAGCCCGACGCGACAAGUAUCUGACCUAUCUUUUGGAUAUGUUAAAGGACCGUAUCGCCAAGGGAACCGACAAGCCUUGCAUUACGGGUAACAUUCUCAAGGAUCCCGAAGCUAAGCUGAACGAUGCCGAGGUGAAGUCCAUUUGCUUGACCAUGGUUUCCGCGGGUCUCGACACCGUUCCGGGCAAUCUGAUCAUGGGUAUUGCCUACUUGGCCUCGGAGGAUGGUCAGCGAAUCCAAAAGAAGGCCUAUGAUGAAAUCAUGCAAGUGUAUCCCGAUGGCGAUGCCUGGGAGAAAUGCUUGGUCGAGGAGAAGGUCCCCUAUGUCACAGCUUUGGUCAAGGAAACUCUGCGAUUCUGGACUGUCAUUCCUAUCUGCUUGCCCCGUGAGAGCACCAAGGAUAUUGUGUGGAAUGGUGCUACCAUCCCCGCCGGUACGACCUUCUUCAUGAACGCCUGGGCUGCAGACUAUGAUGCAGAGCAUUUUGACGAGCCUGAAAAGUUUAUUCCCGAGCGUUACUUGGAGCUUGGUGAGGCAUCUGGCACUCCCCACUAUGGUUACGGUGCUGGCUCUCGUAUGUGCGCUGGCUCGCACCUGGCCAACCGAGAACUUUACACGGCAUUCCUGCGCCUAAUCACUGCCUUCACAAUGCACCCCGCCAAGUUGGCUGGAGAUCGCCCUAUCCUGGAUGCGAUUGAAUGCAACUCCAUUCCCACGGCCCUAACGACGGAGCCCAAGCCUUUCAAGGUUGGCUUUACGCCUCGGGACCCCAAGAAGCUGGAGCGGUGGAUCGCCGAGAGUGAUGAGCGGACGAAGGACCUGUGAUUUUGGAUCUGCCUUUGACGACUAUUUGCAUUCUUUUCUUACAUGACCUGUACCGUGGAAAAAUCUUGAGUCUUACUCUUUUGUAUAUAGCUUUUGGAGAAUGGAAGGGGGCU